AUGUGGCGAUGUCCACUGGGGUUGCUGCUGCUGCUGGCUGGCGAGUUGGCCCUGGGUGCCCAGCGGGGUCGUGGGCGCCGGGAGCUAGCACCGGCUCUCCACCUGCGGGGCAUCCGGGAUGCGGGUGGCCGGUACUGCCAGGAGCAGGACCUGUGCUGCCGCGGCCGCGCCGAUGACUGCGCCCUGCCCUACCUGGGUGCUACCUGUUACUGUGACCUCUUCUGCAACCGCACCGUCUCCGACUGCUGCCCUGACUUCUGGGACUUCUGCCUCGGCGUGCCACCCCCCUUUCCCCCCAUUCAAGGAUGUACGCACAGGGGUCGCAUCUAUCCAGUCCUGGGAACCUACUGGGACAACUGUAACCGCUGCACCUGCCAGGAGAAAGGGCAGUGGGAGUGUGACCAGGAGCCAUGCCUGGUGGACGAAAACAUGAUCAAGGCCAUCAACCAAGGCAACUAUGGGUGGCGGGCUGGGAACCACAGUGCCUUCUGGGGCAUGACCCUGGAUGAGGGCAUUCGCUACCGCCUGGGCACCAUCCGCCCGUCUUCCUCCGUCACCAAUAUGAAUGAGAUUCAUACAGUGCUGGGCCCAGGGGAGGUGCUGCCCAGAGCCUUCGAGGCCUCUGAGAAGUGGCCCAACCUGAUCCAUGACCCUCUUGACCAGGGCAACUGUGCAGGCUCCUGGGCCUUCUCCACGGCAGCCGUGGCAUCUGAUCGAGUCUCAAUCCAUUCUCUGGGGCACAUGACACCUGUCCUGUCACCCCAGAACCUGCUGUCUUGUGACACGCACAACCAGCAGGGUUGCCGCGGUGGGCGACUUGACGGUGCCUGGUGGUUCCUGCGCCGUCGAGGGGUUGUGUCUGACCACUGCUACCCGUUCUCGGGCCAUGGGUGGGACGAGGCUGGCUCCGCACCCCGCUGCAUGAUGCACAGUCGGGCCAUGGGUCGGGGCAAACGGCAGGCCACCGCCCGCUGCCCCAAUAGCUAUGUCCAUGCCAAUGACAUCUACCAGGUCACUCCUGCCUACCGCCUCGGCUCCAACGAGAAGGAGAUCAUGAAGGAGCUGAUGGAGAAUGGCCCUGUCCAAGCCCUCAUGGAGGUGCACGAGGACUUCUUCCUGUACCAGAGCGGCAUCUACAGCCAUACACCAGCGAGCCUUGGGAGGCCGGAGCAAUACCGCCAUCAUGGGACCCAUUCGGUCAAGAUCACAGGGUGGGGUGAGGAGACGCUGCCCGACGGAAGGACGCUCAAGUACUGGACGGCGGCCAACUCGUGGGGCCCAGCCUGGGGAGAGAGGGGCCACUUCCGCAUCGUGCGCGGCGCCAACGAGUGCGACAUCGAGAGCUUUGUGCUGGGCGUCUGGGGCCGCGUGGGAAUGGAGGACAUGGGUCACCACUGA
Molecule: messenger RNA, 1398 nt
Organism: Lipotes vexillifer (Yangtze River dolphin)
Lineage: Eukaryota; Metazoa; Chordata; Mammalia; Artiodactyla; Lipotidae
Gene: TINAGL1
Product: tubulointerstitial nephritis antigen like 1
Exons: 11
Coding region: 1-1398 (465 amino acids)
Biological process (GO): proteolysis
Molecular function (GO): cysteine-type peptidase activity
Source: RefSeq, a predicted model, not a curated record